Molecule: messenger RNA, 1761 nt
Organism: Cebus imitator (Panamanian white-faced capuchin)
Lineage: Eukaryota; Metazoa; Chordata; Mammalia; Primates; Cebidae
Product: F-box only protein 4-like
Exons: 2
Coding region: 370-798 (142 amino acids)
Biological process (GO): SCF-dependent proteasomal ubiquitin-dependent protein catabolic process; protein polyubiquitination
Cellular component (GO): SCF ubiquitin ligase complex
Molecular function (GO): protein binding
Source: RefSeq, a predicted model, not a curated record
UGGCAGAGAGCUGUCGAACCAGCGGAGUGGCCUAAGACCUGGCAUAGUGGAAAUGAUCCCAGAGAGAAUAUCGAAUGAAGUCAGGAAGUCAGCUGGCCGUAGGUUGUAGAGGGGCUCUGUGGUUAGCUGGCUGAGGUUGAGGUCACAGGUUACUAAGGAAGUAAUUGUUGACAGGAGCUUCGUACUCGGCUCAGAACCACACACAGCUGGCUCCCCUGGUCCGGGGCCUAACCCUGCCCUGGAGGCGGACUCGCGGGGGAGGCGAGAGGCGGAACGCCCGAUGGCUACGGCGGCGGGCGGCGGACCCGCGCAGGAGGCGGACGCACUUGGUGUGGCUCUGCGACGCGUCACCCGUGCUGUGGGCAAGCCAUGGCAGGAAGCGAGCCGCGCAGCGGAACUAGCUCCCCGCCGCCGCCCUUCAGCGACUGGGGCCGCCUGGAGGCGGCCAUCCUCAGCGGCUGGAGGACCUUCUGGCAGUCAGUGAGCAAGGAGAGGGUGGCAAGGACAGCCUCGCGGGAGGAGGUGGAUGAGGCGGCCAGCACCCUGACGCGGCUGCCGAUUGAUGUACAGCUAUAUAUUUUGUCCUUUCUUUCACCUCAUGAUCUGUGUCAGCUGGGAAGUACAAAUCAUUACUGGAACGAAACUGUAAGAGAUCCAAUUCUGUGGAGAUAUUUUCUGUUGAGGGAUCUUCCUUCUUGGUCUUCUGUUGACUGGAAGUCUCUUCCAGAUCUAGAGAUCUUAAAAAAACCUAUAUCUGAGGUCACUGAUGGUGCAUUUUUUGACUACAUGGCAGUGUAAGUAUCUAGUUUUAUGAAUUAAAAGAUAUUAAAUUUUACUGUAUUACUAGUCAGUAUCCAAGUUAGUCCUGACCCUGCUACUGAUUUGUUGCAUAGAUUUGGGGUCUAAGUGUUCUCUUGCCAAAACUGGGAGUUGAGUUAAAUUACUUCCUUCAUAGGACCCUUUCAGCUUUAAUAUUUUAUUUUUUCCCUGUGGUGCCUAACCAAUAUUUCAAUAAUUAUACGUAGUAUAGAUAGCAAGAAGUAAAAGACUUCUUAAAAUGCUCACGAUCUUUAGAACAAUUGUCAUUUUGUUAAAUAAGUAAAUACUUUUCCAUAUCCAGAAAAAGAAUGAUCAGAGAUCCCUGUUCUUUGGCAGGGAAGAAAACCAUUCUAAAGGCUCUGAGAAAUAAGAUUAUAUUAGCACCAAAAAACACUGACAUUUUUUAAUAUCAUGUAGGUGAGAUAAUUAAUGUUACUGAGCAACUGCAGUGUAUUGGAUUCUACAAGGGAUGCUUUCUAUGUUUUACUCAUUUAAUCCUCAUACAAGAAGAAGUUAUUAUCUUGGUAUCAUGGAUAUGGAAUUAAGGUUCAUGGAGGUUAUGUGAUUUGCCUAAAGUCAUGUAGCUUGUAAGGGACUAUUCAGAUUGGAACCCUAUUAUGCUACCUCAAAGGUAUAUAAUGUCGUUGGAUCUGGAUAUAGCCUUUUUUACUGAGAAAUUCAAAUUUAAGGCAUUAUUUUAAACGUUUUAAAAUAUUUAUUCUUUGAAGAUUGUUUUGUUGUGCUAGACUCAGUAGCAACAUACAGAAUUUUUUUUUUCAAAUUUUGAGUUAUUCAGAGCCUUCCCUUCUUCUGAUACAGUUGUCAUUAUGUCAAGUGUUGUGAGACUAUUUGAUCCAAAGGUAUGUCAUCUGUUAUAUAUAAUCUCAACAAGUGCUGCUGUAUCUCACUUGCUAGGCAAUACUUGUACAUUGCCCCAUAGCU